AUGAAUUGGCUAAAAUUUAAGUGGGUGUUUUUGUUAGUGACAGUAAAUGUGCUCCUAGUAAAAGCAGUGCCUGCGAACAUCAGUAGGACGCGUGAAAAGGACCAAAGGACGGGUUCCAAGUACGUCGAGAUAAAAUUGCCAGUUAAGAUAACUUCGAUGGAGGAUUUGGUCGCGUGGGUGAAGAACGCGAUGCAGACAAUGGCCUCAAGAAUUGACAUCACGUUGGCCGCGGAUUCUUCAGCGGUUGCUGAUCAGAAGAAUUCGGAAAGCAAGCCCCAAGUUAGCCAAGUCAGCGAGAGCAAAAUGGUGCUCAAACCAAAAGAAGAAACUGAGAAGCUGCCUAUCACCAGAAGUCUUCCCGUUCCAGGGUUUGAAAAUCCCUGGUUCCCCUACGGAAAUGAUGUGUUCCCUCCGGUCAUCAAUGCGGACGCUUAUUUGCCGCUCUUUGUCGGAGAUUUGGGCAGCAGGUACGCGCUGCCCACUGCUGGGUUUGAUAUAAGGAAGAACUUCUUCCAAAACAUCCGUCAGGAAGUUACUACGACGACAAGUACUACCACUCCGGCACCGAGAGCUGUAAAGAUUGAGAGCAGAAGCUCUACGGAGAGAAAUGAUUCCAAUAAUGGAGAUUCGGGUGCUAUUCCCUUUGCCAUUCCAUUUGAAGCAUUCAUCACGAUAACUAGAGACGAAGAAACUGUCCAGAAAGAAGAUUCGGAUGAGCAUGAAGAAUCUAACGCGAAGAAAGAAGUUGAAGUUUCGACGAAUAUUAAGAAUGAUGGCAAGAAGAAAGAGAGUGCUCGCAAGAGGCAAAUCGCCGUUCUUGGAGACUUGCUGGAGGCCCUAGGCUUGACCAGGAGGCCUGACAAGAACAAGAUUGAAGGAGCAGCUACCACCACCGCCGGGACCAAGUCCAAAAGGCCUAGGGAAGAACCUUUGAGACCACCCAUUGCGUUUGGCGAAGUGCCUCCCCGGCCGUCGAGCGAAGAUUCCUUCCAGCGACAGGAGUUUGAAAAUGAGCUGGAUGAUGACGACGAGGAAGAAGACGGAGGAUCUCUUGGCUCCGUCGCAGACUUGCUGCCCCUUGCGCUGCCCAUUCUCGAAGAUCUCAGUGAUCCUGAGAGCGAUGCAGACUUAAUUGAAAUUCUCCAAGCUGGUGUUCCGAUUCUUGCAGGUCUUUCCGAGCCUGAUGAAGACGGGAAUGGCGGGGCGAAGGAAUUAAUUGAUAUGAUCGUUCCUGUGGUUACUAAAAUUAUUAAUGGACCAGAUGGCCAAGGAAUAGAUCUUGGCGCAUUAAUCGGACCGAUAUUCAGUCUCCUGGCGCCAUUUAUCGGGCCAGUACUCGCCCCGGUAAUCGGACCCCUCGUGCGAUCAAUCAGUAAUCCUCCGACCGAAGGAUCUUCUUUGGGUGCAUUGCUUGCAGCAAUCACAGGACCUCUUAGUACGCCACAAGAGCCCAGCGGGAUGUCUCCUCUUGCCAUAGUAAUUGCCGGAACAGCCGCCGCGCUAUUACGGGAGUUAAAACCCGGUCUGCCGGGAGGAUUAGAUGUUGGAGCUCUUGUUGGAGCUGUCUUGACCGGAGUAAUCUCAGGAACUAGCGCAGGAUUGAGUGGCGGCUCUUCGGAUUCUAAUGCUCCUCAUGAUCAAGCUCAACCUUACGGUGCUAAUCUUCAACGACCAGCUUCUUCAAUAAAUGACAAUGUUAUUUUUCCUGGAAGACCAUCACCAGGACCGCCUUUAAAUAGUCCUUUUAUUAUUAGACGACCAAACAAUCAAGCAGCGACAGUAAAUAUAGGAUCAACAGCAAGACCUUACGUACCUCCUCCGCAAUAUCAGCAAUAUCAGCAUCAACAACCCCCAGGACAGUACCCUCAAAAUCAGCAGCCCACUUCUAACUACCCGCAGUACCAACAAUCAGCUUCAAACUACCCUCAGCACCAGCAGUACCGGCCUCAGUACCAACAAUUCGCGGCUCCGUCGCGACCCGCGAGUCAAACUCAGCAAUUCAGGCCUGGUCCUACUCCACCGAGCCCUUAUCCUUAUAAUCAACACACAGGAUUAGUUCCAGCUGCAGCGAACAAUAAUGGAAAUUAUGGAGUACCUGCAAAUACAGUAAAUCCUCUGAGUUUAAUAGGAAACACAGUGAAGGAGCUUCUGGGAGGUGGAAUUUCCCUGGUAUCUACAGUGAUCAAUGCGGUCUUUGGAGUCGUAGGAGCUUCUUCAGCGUCCAGCGAUUCUCCACCUGCUCCUUCUUACGGACCACCAACAGGUCACUAUACCCAAGCUUCUGAAGAAAUCGAUUCUUAG
Cotesia congregata is the source of this 2301-nucleotide messenger RNA. The record is from the annotation of a GenBank genome assembly. NCBI's taxonomy places the organism in Eukaryota, Metazoa, Arthropoda, Insecta, Hymenoptera, Braconidae.